UCCCAGUGCCAUACACAAACAUACUGUAGGUUCCUGUUGCUAAUGGGCCUUACAUUAGGGACGUGAGGUUUCAGUGAAUUUCGCCUUGGUGGUGGCAGUCAUUGAAUCAGUUGGACAGCAGAUAGCUAGGCGUUAUCAACCUAGAGCAUGGCUACAACUGAGGUCUUUCGACCUUCAAAUACGCCAUUGCAUGUGCGUCCAAAAACACAACAAGAAGGAGCAUUUCAGCAUGCAGACAAGCAGCAUAAACGUCCAGCCACCCAGAGCGGCUAUCGCUUUGGCCAGCUCAGCCACAAUUCUUUCUUCACCAGACAUAAUCCACACCCACGGCGAGUGAGACACUUGAAAGGUUUACUAGAUAUGCCAAUCUGUUCAGUGAAUGAUGAUGGUUUCUUUGCCAGCCCCAGAUAUUCUCUCUUCUACAAUUCACCCAACUCUUACAAUGAUGCAAAGAGUAUGCAGCGAGGCCUAGGGGUGACUCUCCCAGUGAAUGCAAUUAACGUGAACUCAACUCUUCACCCUAUCAACACCAUCACAGGCCUCCAACACUUUACUGGACUAAACAGUUACCCCUUUAGAGAAAAGGCUGUCCCAAAAGUAGGAAUGGUACCCCAGACAGAGGCCUGGAGGGACGAGCUUAAGAUGCUGACGGAAUUAGCCCAGUAUAACCCAUCAGAGGACAGGAGGCUGAAACCAGAGGAGAAGAAAGUGGAAGAGAUGACACGACCCAAGACACAGUACUCCAGUGAAACUGGUCGCCUUAUCCCUCCCCCAUCCCGUGCAAUGACAAGACAAGGCUCAAGACAGAACAAGAGGCAGCAAUUCUUCAGUCAGUAUGAACAUAUUGCACCUGAACCAGACAUGGAAACUAUGGUAUUCCAAAUGUUGGCUCAGAUUCUGCAGACUGAUGAUCCCAAUGCUGUACAGGCAUGGCUGGUAUCUUCAGGAGAAAGAGAAAAAGCCUUGGUGUUAGAUAUGAUAAGAGCUGCUAUCACAUCGCGGGAAGAGUACUACAACAAAGCAGGCAAUCCCCAGGAGUACGUAGAGCCUAGCAGAGUGGGAACAGCCAUGGACAGAAUUGCCACAGCCUCCGUGGAGAGGGUACAGACGGCCAUGUUGGGAAUCACCGAGGCCACACAGACUGGGGCCUCAUUAGAAGGAUCAGCUCAAAUUAUUAAUAGACUAAACCUAGAAGGUGACAAACCUGUGGAGGAGCACAGUCUAGCAGGGGACAUUGAUGCUGCAGGUAGCCAGGACAGGAACUGGACAGCUCGGUAUUCAUGGACACCAGAGAGGGAGGCCAAGAAAGCACCUGCAUUUCUUCCAGAGAUCAACCAGAAAGGAGGCGAAGAAGUUGUUUCUCCUGUAUUCCGAGUGAAGAAUUCUCCAAGAAAAUCCCCAAGGAAGGAAUCUCCACGUGAAGCGAUGCCCCCCAUCCCCAAAUCACCUGUCAAGGUGGCCACUCCAAGGAGCCCAAGGAAGGACAGUCCUAAGCUCCGUUACACCACUCCAACAAAAGAUGAGGCACAGGCAGCAGCAGAGAAAGCGGCAAAAAUUAGGUCCAUUUUGUUAGAGCAGGAACAGGCAUGGCAGCAGGAGAAGUCUAUACCUUGAAACCAUUCAGAGUAUUAAAAUAUUUAAGCAAACUGCAAACAUAGGUUGAGAAAAGAAGAAAUAUGUGUACUAUCCAACAUAUAAUUUUUUUAGUGGAGGGGAACAGCAUUCAUAGUAAUUUAUAAAUACUUCUUAAAGGAGGUUCACCACGUUUGUCAUCCAUUCAACCUUCCGUCAUUUCUUAAUUGUGAUAUUGAUAGAUCUUUUUGAACCAAUAUCAUUUUUCGUGGAAUGUUUUGUUGAACAAGUUUUCCACUCGACCUUCUUUUUAUUUAUGAAGGCUGGAUGCUUCCAUCAGAAAUUGUACACAAAUGAGGCAAGUCCAGUGGACCUCUUGCUACAAUUUUGCAGUUUGAAGGUAUUAUUAAUUAUAUAGAUACUGGGAGUACCACCCAGAAUCUCUUGAUUAAGAGCAACAUGUGAUACCGUUUCUUCCACCCAUGUUUCUAUGGCAUCCAUGGUGGGGACUCUCCUCAAACAGAGGGUAGUGACUCUUUUCAUGUCAUAAAGUAAAAAGAAUGAAGUUCAAAUAACCAAAUUUGCUCCUUAACUAAAAGCAUAAUAUGUAAUAAUACUUUUACACCUAUGGACUUCAGAACUUAAUUUUCUCUUUUAUAAAGGCUAAAUUUUGGUAGCUGAAAUUUUGACAAAUAUUAUCAGAUGUGCCUAAAUGUCUUUGUGAAAAGACAUGAACUAUGGAAUUAAAUAACAACUUUGCAGAAAAAGAGAAACUGAACAACAAUUUUGAAUAGAAAUGAUUCGAUUAUUUUAGAUGUUGUUAUUGUUAUUAAAACUGAAGUCUGCGCCUUUUAUGUUUGAUGUGUUAACAUGUCAAGUGAACAUAUUUCAAUCUUUGUAUGGACUUCCUUAUUCUACUAACCUCCUGCUAUCAAUCUGCAAAAGGCAGUUGUAGGUAAGCAGGGUCAAAGACAGCCAAAUAUUUUUAUCUUAAAGAUAACACUUGACUUUCAGUCUUUAGUCAUUUUGCAA
Lingula anatina is the source of this 2604-nucleotide messenger RNA. RefSeq lists its product as uncharacterized. The record is from RefSeq and is a predicted model, not a curated record. NCBI's taxonomy places the organism in Eukaryota, Metazoa, Brachiopoda, Lingulata, Lingulida, Lingulidae.